Messenger RNA from Amorphotheca resinae ATCC 22711, 639 nucleotides. RefSeq lists its product as hypothetical. The record is from RefSeq and is a predicted model, not a curated record. The transcript is spliced from 3 exons. NCBI's taxonomy places the organism in Eukaryota, Fungi, Ascomycota, Leotiomycetes, Helotiales, Amorphothecaceae. The coding region runs from base 1 to 639 and encodes 212 amino acids.
AUGUCUCCUACAAUCAACGUCUCUUCAUCUGUGGAGUUUAGCAGGCUCCUCAGCUCCUCCACUAUCGUGGUGACUGAUUUCUACGCCGACUGGUGCGGACCCUGCAAAGUCAUCUCUCCCACCUUCGAGUCUCUCUCCGCGAAACACUCCAAGCCCAAUAAAAUCACCUUCACCAAAGUAAACGUCGAUAACCAGCAAGCCAUCGCCCAGAAAUAUGGCAUCCGAGCAAUGCCCACCUUCCUCAUCUUCCGCUCCGGCUCCGUAAUCGAAACCAUCAAGGGCGCCGACUCACACAAACUCACCUCCGCUGUUGAAAACGCCGUCAAGCUCGCCGGCGCUGCCGCCACGCCCCUCUACUCGACACCCGGCCGCACGCUCGGCGGCGCUCCGUCCGUCAGCCAACCGCUCGAUAUCCACACAGUCUUCGAUGCGAUCAUAACGUUCUUCGGCUUGUACUUCACGUCGUUGUUUAGUCUGGAUGCGUACGCCGCGGCGGAGAACUCGCCGUUUAAUAAGAAUCGACCCGAUCAGUCGGCUGGAAGUGCCCCGACGUCAGCGGGCAAGACGGCAGCGGGAAAGACGGCGCCGCAGUCGGGGAGGAGGUUAGGUACGAUUGCGGAUAUUGCGGGGGAUAAUUAG